GUUGGGUGCAACAAAGGGCCAAGUAAACAUGCACACUAUAAAAGCUACAGCUCAGGGGGUGGCUUCACAGAACCGAGUGCUCGUUGUGCAACAUGAUUAUUGUAAAAGGAUUAUUGGUGACGGUGGCAACCUUACUGCCGUAUGUCUCCAGCUGUGACAACAACCCCCUUGUACCAAUGCCAUACCCCAGCCAUUCCGCUCACGUGCGCUGCGAGUGCGAGUGUGUGUACCGGCCAGUCUGCGCCUCCGACGGCAACACCUACUCCAACGAGUGCUCCGUUAAAUGCAUCAGUAAACACAGGGUGGAGAACGGCUUCCCACCUAUACAUGUAGUUAGCCAGGGGCCAUGUCCCCGCACACCAUGCAAAUGUCCCCUCGGUGGGAAACCUCUCUGUGCGAGUGAUGGCCACACCUAUGGCAAUGAAUGCUUAUUUGAUUGCGAGAACAGAAGACGUCAUCUCAUGGGCCUCGAUCCUAUUAGAGUCCAAUAUCCUGGACCUUGCAAACUAACGUAUUGUAUCUGUCCCAAUAUUGCUAUUCCAGUUUGUGGCACAGAUGGUAAGUCGUACAAGAACAUUUGCUAUCUUCAAUGCAUCAGUAGGUACAACCAAGCCAACGGAAAACCUUGCAUCGAAGUGAAACAUGAAGGUCCUUGCGAACAAGACAACUGCGUGUGUCCGCUUAACAUAGACCCAGUUUGUGCAAGCGACGGAAAAACUUACAACAACUUGUGCCAGUUCCAUUGUGAGAACAGAAGACGAUACCAGCUCGGCUUGCCGUGCCUUACCAUCCAGUACAAGGGGAGGUGUAUGGACUGCACAUGUCCGAGAAUCUACCAGCCAGUGUGUGCAAGCAAUGGUCAAACUUUUGCUAACCUUUGCCUCUUCACAUGUGAGAACAAAAGACGUAAGCUACAAAAUCGUCCUUGUCUGACAAUCGCCAGUCAGGGAGUUUGUCCUUGCUUGUGCACGCUGCAGUACCAGCCUGUGUGUGGUACUGAUGGGAGGACGUAUGGCAACAGUUGUCAGCACCGGUGUGAGAACAAGAGGCGGUCUGACUUGGGCUUGCCAUUGAUUGGUAUCGCGCACCCUGGCCGCUGUGAGUGUGACUGCACGUGCUGCACGCGGCGGUUCGCUCCGGUCUGCGGCAGCGACGGCCGCUCCUACUGGAACAUAUGCUGGUUCCGGUGCAAUAGAGACUGCAACAGCGACAUCGGAUACCCGCUGUACGUGUUACAUUAUGGACCCUGUUAGAGAUUGAAAUCACUUCAAUCAAACAAACAAGAUUCUUUUAAUUAAAUUAUUUCCUUCAUUUCGAUGUCAAUAAAGAGUCAAAGAAUA
Molecule: messenger RNA, 1340 nt
Organism: Spodoptera frugiperda (fall armyworm)
Lineage: Eukaryota; Metazoa; Arthropoda; Insecta; Lepidoptera; Noctuidae
Product: serine protease inhibitor dipetalogastin
Exons: 2
Coding region: 93-1253 (386 amino acids)
Molecular function (GO): protein binding
Source: RefSeq, a predicted model, not a curated record